This is a messenger RNA of Adelges cooleyi (spruce gall adelgid), 883 nucleotides long. It is a transcript of the gene DENR, whose product is annotated as density-regulated protein homolog. Gene Ontology annotation, biological process: formation of translation preinitiation complex; translation reinitiation. The coding region runs from base 148 to 672 and encodes 174 amino acids. The transcript has 4 exons. Gene Ontology annotation, molecular function: mRNA binding; translation initiation factor activity. NCBI's taxonomy places the organism in Eukaryota, Metazoa, Arthropoda, Insecta, Hemiptera, Adelgidae. The record is from RefSeq and is a predicted model, not a curated record.
GUGUUAUUCUUUCAACUACAUACAGAAUUUUUUAUUUUUUAUUUUAUUUCUAGUCUAAAACGUUAAACGUUUGUUAUUAAGUUGCUCCGAUUGUAAAUGCUUGUAAAUAAUAAUUACAAAUCAUAUAAAUAAAACGAUUUUAUUACAAUGGCCGAGGAGGAGUCAGAUUCUAAACCUUCGUAUCCACUUAAAGUAUUUUAUUGUGGAAAUUGUUCACUUCCACCGGAGUACUGUGAUUUUUCUUCAGACACAGAACGUUGUCGGGAAUGGUUAGAGAAGUAUUUGCCCGAUGAAUUUAAUAGGUUAAUGACAGCCAGUGGUUCGGUUGGUGGGGACGACUCGGACGAAAAAAAACGUCAGAAACGUGGUGGCAAAGGUAUGGUGAAGUCCAAAAAAAAAGAAGAGGGACCAAAACAAGUGUGUUUGUCGAGAGCACCCCGUGGCAAAAAGAAGUCUGUUACUGUUGUUACGGGCCUAAACUCUUUUAACAUCGACCUGAAAGUAGCAGCUAAGUUUUUCGGUACAAAAUUCGCCUGUGGGUCUAGUGUGACGGGUGACGAUGAAAUUGUCAUACAAGGGGAUGUCAAGGAUGACUUGUUUGAUAUUAUUCCUGAAAAGUGGCCGGAAAUUGAUGAGGAUUACAUUGAAGACCUUGGCGAUCUUAAACGAUGAUUCUAUGAAAAUUGUCGUUAACAUUUAUUAAAUGUAAAACAAAAAAAGCGUUUCCUCCUACAUAUAUGGCUUGUGAAGGGUGGACUUCAAUUACUGGACAGUAGGUUGUCAUAACAUCAUCCGCUAUAAGUGCAUGUAACAAUGCUCCCUUGGAAUCAUAAACUUGCAUCUAUAAAAAAAAAACAUGUCAACUCAGUUAAGCAAUUUACAG